This is a messenger RNA of Penaeus monodon (black tiger shrimp), 2415 nucleotides long. It is a transcript of the gene Vps35, whose product is annotated as vacuolar protein sorting-associated protein 35-like. Gene Ontology annotation, biological process: retrograde transport, endosome to Golgi; intracellular protein transport. Gene Ontology annotation, cellular component: late endosome; retromer, cargo-selective complex; retromer complex. NCBI's taxonomy places the organism in Eukaryota, Metazoa, Arthropoda, Malacostraca, Decapoda, Penaeidae. The record is from RefSeq and is a predicted model, not a curated record.
GCCAACGCCUCCUCCUUGUCACUGUUUUCCCUGAUAAAAAGGUUGAUUUCGCUCUCCACCUGUCACGAUUGCCCAUUGGGCGUCAACUGUGCCAUCUGAAGAUCAUGGAAGGUGAAACAGAUAACAUGGUUUCCCCAAUGGAUGAGCAGGAUAAGCUCCUGGAUGAGGCCAUGGGUGCCGUCCGGGGACAGGCUUUCCAGAUGAAGAGAUGUUUAGACAAGGGCCGCCUAAUGGAUGGACUGAAACAUGCUUCAAACAUGCUGGGUGAACUUAGAACAUCUUUGCUGUCUCCCAAGACCUAUUAUGAAUUAUAUAUGUGCAUUUGUGAUGAACUUCGGCAUUUGGAAAUGUACCUCAUUGAUGAGUUCCAGAAGGGUCACCGAGUGGCAGACCUAUACGAGCUAGUCCAAUAUGCAGGAAAUAUUGUACCACGACUAUACUUGCUGAUCACAGUUGGACUGGUGUACAUCAAGACUAAUGAAACGUGCAAGCGAGACAUUCUGAAGGACCUGGUGGAGAUGUGCCGAGGAGUCCAGCAUCCCCUGCGUGGUCUCUUCCUGAGGAACUACCUUCUUCAGUGCAGCAGGAACAUUCUGCCUGAUACAGAAGACCCUCCAGUUGGUCAUAACCCAGAGGAAUUCCCAGCAGGAUCUAUAUCAGACAGUGUAGAUUUCAUUCUGAUGAACUUUGCGGAGAUGAAUAAGCUGUGGGUAAGGAUGCAGCAUCAGGGACAUUCACGAGACAAAGAGAAAAGAGAACGAGAGAGACAGGAGUUGCGUAUCUUAGUGGGAACCAAUCUGGUUCGUCUGUCUCAGCUGGAGCACGUUGAUGUAGAGAGGUAUAAAAAGAGUGUUUUGCCUGGAAUUUUGGAGCAGGCUGUAAGUUGCAGAGACCCUCUUUCUCAGGAAUAUCUAAUGGAAUGCAUAAUUCAGGUGUUCCCGGAUGAGUUCCAUUUGCAGACACUAAGUGCUUUUCUGAAGGCAUGUGCUGAGCUUCACUCUGAGGUCAACGUGAAGAACAUUAUCAUUUCUCUCAUUGACCGACUUGCCAACUUUGCUCACCGGGAGGAUGGCACAGGCAUUCCAGAUGAGAUCAAGUUGUUUGAAAUCUUUUCUGAACAGGUCUCACAAGUUAUCAAGUCUCGUCCUGAUAUGCCAAUGGAAGACACAGUCAGUCUUCAAGUGUCUUUAGUUAACUUGGCACAGAAAUGCUACCCUGAAGAGAUAGACUAUGUUGAUAAAGUCAUGCAGAAUACUCUUGAAGUUUUCCAGAAGCUGAACAUUGACAAGAUCCACUCUGGCUGUGCACUUGGGAAAGAAUUGAGUCGUCUCCUGCGCUUGCCAGCUGACAAUUAUAACAACCUUCUCACAGUUCUGCAGCUGCAAUACUACACCCCAUUACUCAACCUCCUAGAUUACAGUGGUCGCAAGAUCUUAAGCACCUAUCUGGUGACUAAUGCUGUGGAUAAUGAGACUUGCAUACCAACCCAAGAGCAGGUUGAUGCAGUACUUUCCAUGAUUGCAUCCUUGAUCUGUGACCAGUCUGAUCAACCUUUGGUCGACCCAGACCCUGAAGAUUUGGCUGAGGAGCAAGGGUUAUUGGCCAGAUUCCUUCAUCUUUUCAAGUCCACAAACAGUGAUCAGCAGUAUCUGAUUUUGACAACUGCUCGUAAACAUUUAGGUGCUGGUGGUAACAAGAGAGUUCUGUAUACACUCCCUCCGCUAGUGUUCCAGGCUUAUCAGCUGGCUUUCAAGUAUCAUGCAGAAAGAGAAGAGGAUGAUAAAUGGAGCAAGAAGGUGCACAAGAUCUUCCAGUUCAGCCAUCAGACAAUCACAGCUUUGGUCAAGGCAGAGUAUGCAGAGCUACCAUUGCGAUUGUUCUUACAAGGUGCUCUUGCAAUAGACAAGAUUGACUUUGAAAACCAUGAAACUGUUGCCUAUGAGUUUAUGUCACAGGCUUUUUCCCUGUAUGAGGAUGAAAUUAGUGAUAGCAAAGCUCAACUGGCAGCCAUGACUUUGAUCAUGGGCACCUUCCAACAAACAACUUGCUUCAGUGAAGAAAAUCAUGAGCCCCUCCGAACGCAGUGUGCUCUUGCAGCCUCAAAGUUGCUCAAGAAACCUGACCAAGCUCGAGGUGUGACUACUUGUUCUCACCUGUUCUGGUCAGCACGAUCCUUAGCUACCAACAAGGAGGAGUUAAGGGAUGAGAAGAGAGUGCUGGAGUGUUUAAAGAAAGCUGUGCGCAUUGCUAACCAGUGUAUGGAUCCUUCUGCACAAAUCCAGCUCUUUGUUGAACUCCUCAAUCACUAUAUAUACUUUUAUGAAAAGGGAAAUACUCAGGUGACAGUUGCUAUGCUUAAUCAGCUGAUCAGCAAAGUGAAGGAGGACCUGGCCAACUUGGAAACUACUGAAGAUA